AUGGCGACGGGAGGACGUAACGAACUCUCGCGCGCGCGCGACGACGACGACGCGCGCGCGACGCGCGAGAUCGAGCUCGCGACGCUCGCGCGCGACGACGACGACGACGGCGACGGCGGCGGCGACGCGCCGGCGCGCGAUCGGCGCGAGGCGGACGCGGGACGAGCCUGGCUCGGGACGACGGCGGCGUGCGCGUUCGCGGUGGCGACGUGCUACGCGGACCGCUCAAACAUUUCGACCGCGAUCGUCGCGAUGAAGGAUGGGUUCGGGUGGGAUAAAUUCGAGGAAGGGUUGGUGCUGAGCGCGUUUUUUUACGGAUACGGGGCGACGCAGAUCGUGGGAGGACGGUGGGCGGAUCGAGCGGGCGGGAAGACGACGCUGGGUUGGGGCGUCGCGGCGUGGUCGGCGGCGACGGCGCUGACGCCGGCGGCGGCGCGCGCGGGGAUCGCGCCGUUGAUCGCGAUGCGGGUGAUUUUGGGCAUGGGUGAGGGUUUGGCGUUUCCGGCGUGUCACGCGCUCAUCGCGAGAGAGGUGCCGAGGGAGAAGCGGUCGACGGCGGUGGCGGCGGUGACUGCGGCUUCCUACGCGGGCGCGGCGUUCGCGUUCGCGGUGACGCCGGGAUUAGUGAGCGAGUUCGGAUGGCCGAGUGCGUUUUAUAGCUUUGGCGCGAUCGCGCUGUUGUGGGCACCGUUUUGGUUCGCACUUCCGGACCAUCGCGAGCCGCGCGGCGUAGACGAUGAAAUCGAAGACGCGGAGACGAGACGAUUCAUCGCGGAAUCGAGCGCCACGGCGACGAAGCCGCCGGCGUCGUUCGCGAUUUGGACGGAGCUGAUACGUCGCAAGGAAGUGCGCGCGAUUUGCGUCGCGCAAUUCACGCAGAGCUGGGGCAUGUACGGCCUUCUGAGUUGGCUGCCGACGUACUUUAACGAGGCGCAAGGCGUCGAUUUGGCCGACCUCCCAGCCUUCACGUUCGCGCCGUACAUUCUUCAAGGCGUCCUCGGAUUCGGCGUCGGUAUCAUCGCAGACGACCUCAUUCACAACAAAAACGUGCGGGUGAAAACGGUGAGACGCGCGGCGCAGUGCGCCGGCACGCUCGGCCCCGCGCUGUGCCUCCUCGUCGCCGCGUCGCCGCUCGCCGAAGGCAACGCCACGCUCGCCGCCGUCGCCGUAGACCUCGGUCUCGCGCUCUCCGCCCUGACACUCGCGGGCGUGAGCGUCUCGCAUCUAGACAUCGCGCCUCGACACGCCGGCAUGGUCUUCGCCACCGGCAACACCGCCGCCACGCUCGCCGGCGCGCUCGCCGUGCCCGUCAGCGGCGCCAUCCUCGACGCCUCCGAUUCCUGGUCCUUAGUCUUCGCCGUCAUCGCCUUCGUGUACGUUUCUGGCGCUAUUUAUUGGUACGUCAACCUCGGCGAUCGCGAGUUGACGUUGGACGCGGACGCCCGCGACGCGCUAUACCCGUAG
This is a messenger RNA of Ostreococcus lucimarinus CCE9901, 1464 nucleotides long. Its product is annotated as MFS family transporter: phosphate/sugar. The transcript has a single exon. The coding region runs from base 1 to 1464 and encodes 487 amino acids. Lineage: Eukaryota; Viridiplantae; Chlorophyta; Mamiellophyceae; Mamiellales; Bathycoccaceae. The record is from RefSeq and is a predicted model, not a curated record. Gene Ontology annotation, molecular function: transmembrane transporter activity. Gene Ontology annotation, biological process: transmembrane transport.